UGAAGUUGGUAAUCCUAUUAAUGCAAAGGAAUUCGUAGAUAUUGAUGCAGAUAUCUCUUUUGAAAUACUAUUUGACAAAGAUAUAAUUCAUGCAAUUAAAAGUAAAGAUAAUAAACCUCCUCACGAAGAA
Messenger RNA from Racocetra persica, 130 nucleotides. NCBI's taxonomy places the organism in Eukaryota, Fungi, Glomeromycota, Glomeromycetes, Diversisporales, Gigasporaceae. The record is from the annotation of a GenBank genome assembly.